AUGAAGUUAUUGGGGUCUUUUAUUGUUGCAACUGCCAUCCUCGGCAGGGCCAAUGCAACCCAGAAGCCCUUGACCGAUGAAUACGUCUGCGAGCACCCUCCAUACACCGUCUCGUUGGUGUCCAAGUCGCCGCUGGUUGCAUAUCUUCACAAUUUCAUCACCCCAAGUGAGAGGGCCCACCUGCAAGAAGUGACCAAGGAUAGCUUCUCCCGCUCCGGAGUCACGGGCGCCGAUGGAGAGCACUCAGUGCGGACGUCACAAUCCACAUCCGUGACACCAGACGAUGUUGUCCGGUGCAUCGAGGACCGGGCACUUGGCUUCCAAGGCUACGAUGUCCAGCGUAGCCAUGUUGAGCCCUUACAACUGGUCAAGUACGGCACGGGGCAGCGAUAUCAUUUCCAUACCGAUUGGUUCACCGACCCUGCACAUGCCGCAGCAGACCUGGGCGGAAACCGAGUGUCGUCCUUCUUCGCCUACGUGCACGUGUCGAACGACACAACAGGGGGAGGGACAAACUUCCCGAUGCUGGACGCUCCGAGAGAUUCUCGUUGGUGUGCCACACUGGACUGCGAUGAGCCGUACGAGAACGGGGUGACCUUCAGGCCCAUCGAGGGCAACGCGGUGUACUGGGAGAAUCUGUUCCCGAACGGCAUGGGUGAUGAGAGGACGCUACACGCCGGGUUGCCGGUGACGACGGGGCAGAAGACGGGCAUGAAUAUCUGGACAAGACAGGGGCCGCUCAGCGAGGAGUUCAGAGGGGGCAAAUGA
This is a messenger RNA of Diaporthe citri, 768 nucleotides long. RefSeq lists its product as uncharacterized. Gene Ontology annotation, biological process: peptidyl-proline hydroxylation to 4-hydroxy-L-proline. The transcript has 2 exons. Gene Ontology annotation, cellular component: endoplasmic reticulum. NCBI's taxonomy places the organism in Eukaryota, Fungi, Ascomycota, Sordariomycetes, Diaporthales, Diaporthaceae. The record is from RefSeq and is a predicted model, not a curated record. Bases 1 to 768 code for a protein of 255 amino acids. Gene Ontology annotation, molecular function: iron ion binding; L-ascorbic acid binding; procollagen-proline 4-dioxygenase activity.